AGAUAGGCAUUCUGUAGAGAUCUGUUGCCAUGGUGUCGAUGAGUUAUUUUUGAUAGGUCACCAUUUUUUUUCACACAAUAGGAAUUCCAUAAUGGAGAUGCACUGAUCUUCUGUCCUAUUCAAAGACUUCAGAACAACACUGCAGUAGACAAAAGCUCACACAAGAGCUGGUCAGAUAUAGCUAAGUAUUUUUCAGUCAACAAUCACUGCUGCUACUUAACAAGACCUGUUGAUUUUGUAGGCUUAGGACUAUUGUGACAUCAAGCUGUAGCUAAAAUCAGUCCAAUGCAACAAGAGUUUCAAGAACAUCAGCACAAAAAUGAUGUCUUAACUGAAUAGGCAAGACAUAUCUUUUCAAGAAAGCCUCUUAAUUCUUGGAGUAGAAGAUUCUCUUCAAGAUGACAAGUGGUGCACACCCUUCAGGAUCUUUUGUGCCCUCAAAAAGCUCCAAAAUAGACAACUACUUGAAGGAACUAAGUGAGGACUUAAGGAUAAGGAAGCAGGAACUUCUGGAGAUGCUAAAGCCUCUAGAAGACAAGAACAGCCUCUUAUUCCAGAAGUUAAUGUCUAACUUGGAGGAAAAGCAAAGAAGCCUGCAGAUCAUGAGGCAGAUCAUGGCAGGGAAGGAGUGUGAUGAAUCCUCAGUCGUGGAGCUCAUUCAGGAAGCAGAGGAGAUGAAACAGAACCUGGAAAGGAAAAACAAGAUGCUUCGGAAGGAAAUGGAGAUGCUAUGGAACAAGGCCUUUGAGACAGAAGAACUUCGUGAUCAACAAAAAGCACCACAGAUAAAAACCACAGCAGACUUGCAGGAUAGAAAGGAAAAGAAACAGAGGAAAAUGGAAUGGGUCAAGUAUCAGGAACAAGCCAACACCCUUCAGAAUGACUUUCAUGGAAAAGUGAUUGAAUUGAGAAUUGAUGCCUUGAAGAACUAUCAGAAGGCUAGUGACCUGAAAUUAUCACUGUACUUACAGCAGAAUUUUGAGCCAAAGCAAGCAUUAUUAAAUCUUCCAAGGUCCCAAGGUACUAUGGAUACCACAACUAUGGGCAAAACAACUUCUGAUAGAAAUAAACCAAAUGUGAGAAUUCUGGAAUCAAAAACUUGCACAGAACAGCAAGGAGCUAAAGAAAGUCAGUGUGAUGAUAUACGAGGGAGACUCCUUUUGCUGAGGUCCCUGUCAGAAGAAACUCAGAAGGAUUAGAAGGCUUUUACUCCAUUUGCUUUGGACAGAUUUAAAGACUAGGCACAGACAUUUGUGUUCAUUAAAAUCUCUCAAACCUU
Molecule: messenger RNA, 1279 nt
Organism: Chinchilla lanigera (long-tailed chinchilla)
Lineage: Eukaryota; Metazoa; Chordata; Mammalia; Rodentia; Chinchillidae
Exons: 9
Coding region: 399-1199 (266 amino acids)
Source: RefSeq, a predicted model, not a curated record